AUGUCCGGCCUCGACGAAGAAGAGCUCUCUCUUUCCGCCUCCACUCUGGCUGCCCUGCAGUCCUUCUUGACCGAGCAACAGGCACAAAAAGAUAAAUUCGAUGAACUAGAGAAGAAAGCCCAAGAGCGGUUCGAUGCCACUAAGGCCGCUGAGGAGGAGAAUGAGGAUGAGGUGACGAUGGAACUUUUCAAGGAGGAUUGGCAGUUGUCGCAGUUCUGGUACUCCAACGAAACUUCAGAGUGGCUAUCACGACAACUCCUCCACAAGGCAACCAACGACACCAAAAUCGCCGUCCUCUCUGCCCCCUCCGCCUUCGCAAAACUCCGCACAAUGUUCCCCCCCUCCCUCCCCAACUUGAAGAAAAACACCUACCUCCUCGAAUACGAUCCCCGCUUCGCCGUCUUCGGCUCCCAAUUCCUGAAAUACGACUUCAAUGAGCCUACCAAGCUCCCUGCACACCUCAGAAACACCUUCGAUAUCAUCCUCCUGGACCCACCAUUUUUGUCGGAGGAGUGUCAUUUGAAGAGUGCGAUGACGGCGCGGUGGUUGUUGAAGGAAGAUGGGAGUGGGCAGGCGGUUAUAUGUACGGGUGCGAAGAUGUUGGAGUUUGUGCCGAGGUUGUAUAAGAAUUGUAAGGUGACGACGUAUAGGCCUGCGCAUAGUGGGGGGUUGGCGAAUGAUUUUAGAUGUUUCAGUACGUUUGAGACGGAGGAGAUGAAGUGGGAGGAGGAAUGAUGUGUUUGAGCGUGGUAAUAACAUGUAGACUUUACCUUCUCUGCCUUUUACUCACUUGUCUUCCUGAUCUGGUCAAUGUCGGUCGAUAGUCGGCUUCAUCGUCUUCUUCUUCU
This is a messenger RNA of Saitoella complicata NRRL Y-17804, 848 nucleotides long. RefSeq lists its product as uncharacterized. Gene Ontology annotation, molecular function: protein-lysine N-methyltransferase activity; nucleic acid binding. The coding region runs from base 1 to 735 and encodes 244 amino acids. Gene Ontology annotation, biological process: methylation. Lineage: Eukaryota; Fungi; Ascomycota; Saitoellomycetes; Saitoellales; Saitoellaceae. The record is from RefSeq and is a predicted model, not a curated record. The transcript is spliced from 3 exons.